Molecule: messenger RNA, 3175 nt
Organism: Crotalus tigris (Tiger rattlesnake)
Lineage: Eukaryota; Metazoa; Chordata; Lepidosauria; Squamata; Viperidae
Gene: STAMBPL1
Product: STAM binding protein like 1
Exons: 11
Coding region: 909-2270 (453 amino acids)
Biological process (GO): protein K63-linked deubiquitination
Cellular component (GO): membrane; endosome
Molecular function (GO): metal-dependent deubiquitinase activity; K63-linked deubiquitinase activity; protein binding
Source: RefSeq, a predicted model, not a curated record
AUAAAAUGCUGUUGAAGCUUUCUAACAUUCUUGUCUGUAGUCAUAUUCCAGUUCUUUUACUAAAAUAAAUAAACAAAGACAUCCAAGAUUUAUUGCUAGGCAGACAAUAUGUUUUAGUUCUAAUUUAUUUUUUAAUGUGGAAUUAGGGAUUAAUUUGUAAAAAAAUGGAAGAAUGUGAAGUGUGUUUGAAGAUUGCUUAUAAAGCCUUAUUGCACUCAAUGAAAUAGCCGGCAUGUAAUAAACUGGCUGGGGAAAGGCAUAUGGAACUUAUAUUUCUAUGUGCUAAGUUCAGAGCUGAUACUCAUGGAUGUUACUAGCAGUUGAAGCAGUUCCUGAUAGUUGUAAUAUCACUAAUAAUAUUUACAAACUGGUGACAAUCACACACUAUCUUCCUCUACUCUUUGUGGCAUGAAGAGUUGCAUCUUAAAUUAUCUUUUCCUAUAUUGAGUCCAUUUUCUAAUUGAAAGUAGAAAUUAAUCCCUCCAGGGCUUCAUACAACUGUACAAAAUACUAAUUGUUCCUUUGGGGGAGUAAAAGUCUUAUCUUCUACUUUCUGUUUUUCACUGCUCAGAGGAAGUGGGAUUAUGCUUCUCAGCCUGUUUAUAACAAACAGUUAUAAAACCAACUGUGAUUGGUUAAUUCUAAGCAGAAAUGAACAGCAAUGCACGAAUAGCUUGUUGCUGUACAUCCUGUGCCUGCUCUAUAUUAGGACACUUCCACAUUUUAAGUGUGGCUCAUCAAAUUGCAUGCAGUGUCAGAAACAAAUCAAGUCUAAUUGAUUCAUAAAAGCAAUUUUUAAUUGAAAAAGAAAGUAAUAAUAACUUUUGGGCAGAAAAUAUUUCCUGGGAGUCAUAAAGAUGGCAUGAUUGGAAAGAAAAAAAAAAAAUAAGCUGGGUUGCUGACACAACAUGGAAGAACCAUUCACUGUGAGUUCCUUGAAAAAGCUAGCAGCUAUUCCUGACCACACAGAUAUUUCCUUGAGCCCAGAGGAGCGUGUCCGUGCCUUAAGCAAGCUUGGCUGUAAUAUCACAAUAAAUGAAGACAUUACACCCCGACGCUACUUUAGAUCUGGAGUGGAGAUGGAGCGCAUGGCUUCUGUCUAUCUGCAAGAGGGAAAUCUUGAAAAUGCCUUUGUUCUCUACAAUAAAUUUAUAACUUUAUUUGUAGAAAAGCUGCCAUGUCAUCGGGACUACCAGCAAUGUGCAGUUCCAGAGAAACAGGAUAUUAUGAAGAAAUUAAAGGAUAUAGCAUUUCCAAGGACUGAUGAAUUGAAGAAAGAGUUGUUAAAGAAAUACAGUGCAGAAUACCAGGAAUAUAUGCAAGAUAAGAACAAAUGCACAGCUGAGUUACUGAAGAAACUAGAGCAACAGAAAUUGAUUGAGGCAGAAAAGAAGCGAAUUGCACAGAUCCGUCAACAGCAGCUGGAAACAGAGCAGUUUCAUUUCUUUGAAGAUCAGUUAAAAAAACAAGAAUUAGCUCGUGGUCAGAAAACUAAGAAUAAUUCAGUUACAUCAGAGCCAGCUGAGGGGAACAUGUUGUCAUCUGUUGCACAUCUGAACAAUUCUUUCCCCAAAAUAAUAGCAAACAAGAGUGAUGCUUCUGCUAGUCAAUCUCCUCCAAUCAGUCGGGCCUUAAAGCCAGCUGCUACCUUAAGUGCCGUUCAGAAUGCUGCUGCUGAAGGACUGCGAAAUGUGGUUCUACCCAGUGAUCUUUGUCACAGGUUUUUGCUGCUCGCAGAUGCAAAUACAGCAAGAGGAAUAGAGACGUGUGGCAUUCUCUGUGGAAAACUGACUCAUAAUGAAUUCACUAUCACUCAUGUAAUCGUACCAAAACAGUCUGCAGGACCAGACUAUUGUGACAUGGAGAAUGUGGAAGAGCUAUUCGGUGUUCAAGACCAACAUGAUCUUCUCACCCUGGGAUGGAUCCAUUCCCAUCCAACCCAGACUGCAUUCUUAUCCAGUGUUGAUCUUCAUACACAUUGUUCUUAUCAGCUGAUGCUGCCAGAAGCCAUUGCAAUUGUUUGUUCACCAAAACAUAAUGAGAUGGGAAUCUUCAGACUUACUAAUGCUGGCAUGUUGGAAGUUUCUGCUUGUAAGAAGAAGGGCUUUCACCCUCAUACCAAGGAUCCUAGGCUAUUUAAUUGCAUCCAGAUGGUCCAAUUCACGUCAUCAGACAGCUUGGAGAAAUAUCAAAUUUAUAUUUUGGCAGGAAGAUUGAAAAGAAUGGCACCAGGACUGAGAUUAGUCCAACAAUAUUUAGAUAUGUGUUGAAGGUUGUUCAUUUCAUACAUUAAUAUAUUUGAUCAUUUGAGUAGAAAGGGGAAAUUACAAACUGGGGCAAAGUGAAACAUUCCGGCAGGGAAGAGUUUAGAAAUUCUGCAAAACUGUUAAAAGGCAAAUAUUACCUCAUAGACGGGGUAAAAGACCCUUCCAGAGGGCCAGAUACAGGAUGCGGAAAUUAAAGUGGGACCUGCUAAUUUUCUAUAGCUGUAGUUCCCAACCCAUCACCUUCCAGAUGUUUUGCACUGUUGUCUGUAGAAUUCAGAGUUUGUUAACAAGAUAGUCUGAGAGCCUUUUCUUCACUAUUCAUGUCUUGUUCAUAUUCUACAUUUCCAUAAAAGUUAAAGAUAUACCACUCAAUGUCACUCUGAGUGAGAUGGAUGUUCUCUAAAUUUUUUAGAUAAAUGUCAAAUCAUUUGUUUAGAAUUAAAAUGUAAACAUGUCUCUGGAAAGAGAUAAACUGUAUUAAAAACUAACAUAAUUCCCCAGAUUGUUGGAAUGUGAGUGGGGAGAGGGAUUGUCUAUUUCCAUAUAAUAAAGAUAUAGAUUUAAUAGAUACUUAUCCAUUUUCAAAGUGAAAUUACUCCUCUUUCUACCAUAGAAACCAAGAUUGGAUGAUAGCCAUUUGUCCCAUGAAACUGUUUAUAUUAGCCUACAAAAAAAAGUAAAUUACCUUUCUUAUAGAUGAUAAACCUUCCUACCUCCCAGCAUCCUCAGGGGUUUUUAUGGAGAAAGAUAAUCAGAAGAAUUAGGUCUGUUAAAUCAUGGAUACCACCAAACCAGAUGAGCAAUAUAGUUAGGUUUACACUGAUCAGAAAUCUUGGAAGUAGGUAGCAGUACCUAAAUAAUGUUGUUGUUAAUUGUUGUUGUUAAUUGCGAAGUCGUGUCCGACCCAU